Molecule: messenger RNA, 3988 nt
Organism: Wasmannia auropunctata (little fire ant)
Lineage: Eukaryota; Metazoa; Arthropoda; Insecta; Hymenoptera; Formicidae
Gene: Bsg25D
Product: interaptin
Exons: 5
Coding region: 460-3933 (1157 amino acids)
Biological process (GO): microtubule anchoring at centrosome
Cellular component (GO): centrosome
Molecular function (GO): calcium ion binding
Source: RefSeq, a predicted model, not a curated record
AAAUGUCGAGUUAUUCAUAAAAAUGUUAAUAAUUUGUUUUAUAUAAAAUUACUUUAUUUUUUUAAGUACAAAAGAUAAUUGGCAAAUGUUUCGACUUUGUUGCCUGUAACAAAGUUGUGCGUUUUAUUAUAUGUAUAAAAAAAUUGUUAUGUAUUAUGUUACGUAUGUAUGUAUAUACAUGCAUACGUAUGUAUGUAUGUAUGUAUGUACAUACAUACAUACGCAUACUUAUGUUAUCCGUCGAAAAUAUCCGUGGCUACGUGGUUCAACGUGUACAUGCAUGGAGGCGCCAGUGGAUAGAUUUUAUUUUAUACGCCAGGAGUAUUCUCUCUCAAGAAGAAUUCGAAUAUAGAAAAAGCCAGUUGUGUGGUCGCUGGUCGGAUGUCGUAGGAUGUCAACUACUUGGAUAUAUGUUAUGGAAGUAAGCAUUAAUUAAUUAGGAAAUCAUGAGAAAAGAACAUGGCUGAGCACAACAAUGAUCUUUAUGAGCAACAGCUUUUUGCUGUAUUUAAAAGUUGUUUGACGAAAGGAGAGGAUGAACUUGAUGAGAAUGAUCUGUUUUCUAUUUGCAAUAAAUUACACCUCAGCGAAUUGAUCGAGGAAUUGAAAUUAUGCAUUAGCAAACAUCAUCCAACUAAACAGACGAUAUCCUUUCAUGAAUUUCGAGAUGGUCUCUUACUCUUGUUGAAAAAAUUCCAUGGUUUAAUCAGCGAUAAGCAAUAUAUUGUACAGCCAUACCAUAAUUUAAAUAUAUCCAAUCUUGAUAUUGAGAAAAGUCAAGUCAGUUUACCAUUGGUCACGAGUGCUUCAUCGAGGGUUCAUCUUCAAGAUAUGAAAGCUGUCGUUACAAUGGAUGAGAAUAGACUGACACACUUAUGGGAGAAAAUUAAGAUUUACUUAACCAGAGGAAACACAGAUCCUGCGACAAUGCAAUUUAUCUCGAGUUGUUUAGAAAUUCCACAACUCCCGAAACAGAUUGCAGAAUCUAUCUUUGAGAGUCUUGAUCACAAUUGCGAUGGAUUGAUAAGCUUCGAUGAGUUUGUAAUUAUAUUUGAAAAAAGAAAAAAUGUUGAGAUUUUGCGAAAGGAUGCUGCAUCUCACGACAGUAUUGUAAAAUGUGAUGUAAAUACAUUAGAUUUUAAUACAUCUCGUGCAUCUCGUGAAAUUAAUCCGAUGCAGAAUGCUAAUGGAGAUUCGGAUAAAGAGGAAAGAGUCGCUGGUGUUUCUAAUGCAACCACACUAUCGUCCAGUGGAGAUCUUGAUACUUUGAAUACGAGUCUUGCAGAAAUAACAAAUAUCAUAUGCGACGAACUCAAGAGUUUGAAUGAAUCGUUAAAUAAUAGUACCAUUCAGACUCAUAUUAGUUUAUUACGAGAAAUGAUGAUUACCCAUCAGGAUGAGCAACGCAAUCUCAUUGCUAUAAUAGACAACAUGAAAGUGGAAAAAGAGAAGAUGCGAAUUGACAUGUUGGAGGCUAACGAACGGGCAAAUUUACUGGCACAGGAGAUUGAUGAAUAUCAUAUUCAACUGGAAAAGACGAAGAAAGAUUUGCAGAGACAGAGCGAACAACGUUAUGCUGAAAUUACGAAAGAAUUGUCGGAUCAAUUUAAUAUCGAACGGGAGAUGGAUGCUGCGGCUCUAAAAUCAAAGGACGAUCAAUUACAGACGGUACAAAAGGAAAAUCACGAUAUGAAGAAUAAAGUUGUAAAUAUUUUGCAAGAAAGUCAAAUGCUCGAAGCGGAAAAUAAAACUCUUGUUGGUCAGAUUGAAAAGUUGCGGCAAUCUAAUAACGAUUUGUUAACUCAACUAAAAGUAUUAGACGCUGAGCACGAUGAGAUAGAAAGUAUAGAAGCUAAGCAACAGGAGCAAGUUAAUUUCUUCGUCGAUCGUAUUAAACAAUUGCAGUCCGAAGUGACUCUUUUGCGAGAUCAAAAUGACGAACUUGGUGCAGAAUUGGAAACUUUCAAAUGUUACAGCAAAGAAAAUGUUACGAGAUACGACGACGAGAUACCGUCGUCUUUGGCGUACGAUUUACAACUUGAUAACAAUGAAGAUGAAAACUAUAUGAGUAUGAUCACACAGGAGUAUCAAGUAGAUCGACAGAUCAAUGAUAAAACGUCUUUUGGCUCUGGAAUCAUAUCGGUAGACGAAGGUCAGACCGAUCCAGACAUAUCCAGGUCUGAUACAAUGCAGAAAUACAAAAGAGAUACAAUUGAAGAUGUAAUUAUAAAAGAUCUGGAAAGAGUAUUAUCAACGAAUAUAAAAUGCUUGCCAGAGAGGUGUGCUUUGAGAGAUAGUGUAACGAAAUUAAUCACUGGCGUGCGAUCGAACUUUGCGCCACGUUGUUUCACGUUGCAGCAAGACUUUGGAGAAAGUAUAGCGUCUGAGCUUGAAAUGGAAUGUGAGGAACGAGCUAAUGAGUCCUUGCGAGAUUUAGUUGUUUCGAAAAUACUAAAUAAGCCACCUACCGCCACGAAACGUACGACUACAUCGUCAAAUAGCGCAGAAGAUACGGAUUUGGAUAAUUUCACUAGUCAAGAUGUAAAAAAUCUAACGCAAAAUAAAGCAACGAGUCUUAGAGAUUACCCACCGCGAAAAGAAGAACAUCAUAUAUAUACGGAUCAAUGCAAAACUAGAGAGAGCAGAGAGAGAAAUAGUUGUCCGAACGUUACAGAAGUCGAAAGUGUCGUUCCAAGAAUGACAAUGACAAUGACAACAAACGUAGAAUUAUUAGAGAUGGAGAAGAAGCAAUUGAACGAGCGUUGUCAAGAACUCGAACGAAGUUUAGACUUAUUAAAAGCAGAAUAUGAAGAAUGUGAAGAUUAUUGGGCUGCCAAAUUAGAAGAGGAAAGACAGCUCUUUGAACAAGAACAAAAAAUAAGUGACGACAAACUUGCCGAGCUUAUUAAUAAAAUAACAGAGUACGAGGAAUUAAUCAGUCCCUCAGAUAAAUUAAAAAGUAACGGACGGUUGUCUCCCAUAGAAGAAAAGUUUAACUUGGAACAACAGUAUAUAGAUCUCGAGGAAGAAUUUGAGAAAUGGAAGAUAAAAACUGAAAACAACAUUUCUCAGAAGAGUCUAGAAAUAAGAGAUUUGCGUGAAAAAUUAAGACUGGUAGAACAACCAAUUACAAAUGAUUCCUACGUACAAGUCCCAGACGAAAUUUCUUUAGCAACAUUCUCAGAUUCAUCACACUGUAAAUCUUCCAGUAUGUCUAGUAUUCUAUCAACGAACGAAAUAUUCGUAAAUAUGGAUUUAUGUGGCACAAAUAAUCAACCAUGUCAUACUUCGGUGGAAUUUCCAUUAUCUAACAAUCUCAACAGAUUGUUGAAACAAGGUGAUCACAUUGACGGUCAUAAUCUGUAUUAUACGCAUACUGAAUGCCCUGUGAAAGUAAUAAAAGGUAUAAGUAGAGAUCCAAAGUUAUAUCACAAUAGUUCACAUAUUACUGAUAAAACCACGUUGGCAAUGAAAGAGGACGAUAAGUGCGAAUCAGAAUUUAAAUUGAUACGUGAUGUACUGAAAGAAAGCAGCUGUACGUGCUCACAGAAUAAUGUUCAACAGCAAGUAGAUUGCGUCGAUUUAAACAUUUUUCAAAACUUAAAAAUGAAACUUUAUGCACAAGAACGCAAGAAACGGCAUUUGCAGCGUUAUAUUAAACAACAGCGGCAGUACAUUGAAAAAUUAUUGCAACGUAUUAUGGUGCAGCACCAGAUGGAAGUAUGCGAAUUACAGUGCCUUCUUCGUAAUACCCAAGAAAAUCUUCACAUACAGGUUCAAACAACUGUUGAUCAGGCUGAUAAAUUAGCGAGUGCUGAUAUAUUGGUGAAGGAUUUGUACAUAGAAAAUGCAUGUCUAACGUCACAUAUGAAACGUUUACAAGAACGAUAUUUCAUCUUAACGGGCCUUGAUAUCGGAUCGACUUCGAUAUGAUGUCUACAAAUAGUUAUUACUUAUUAUAAAAAAAUAAAAUCAAUGUCUCUUUGUA